CGGACGGCAGCAAGGCAUCGACCAAGGACAACGGCAAAAAGACAAAGAUAAAGACAACGGAUUUAAACAAAGGUGAACAACGGACUGACACACGGCUAAAUGACAACGGACUGGAUAAAAGGAUUACGAGCAAGCCUACUGAUUCAAACACGGACGGCACAACGGCAAUGACUUCGGAUAAUGGCAAUACGACAACGAGAAGGAAAGUGGACUUAAACAAUGAUGAACAAAUGGAUAAAAGGCUUCACGACAACGGACUGGAUGAAAGGAUUAUGAGCAAGCCUAAUGAUUUAAACACGGACGGCAUAAUGGCGACGACUUCGGAUAAUGGCAAUACGACAACGAGAAGGAAAGUGGAAUUAAACAAAGACGAACAAAGGACUGAUGUAAGGCAAAACGAAAACGGACUGGAUAAAAUGAUUACGAGUGAGGCAAAUGAUUCAAACAUGGUCGCGAAGGAUGCAGGAAAAGAUAUUGAAAAUGAGAGCGAUGGAGUAAAGGAGAUGAGGAACGAGGAUGCAGGAAGGAAAAAUGCUGAGAGCAGGGUGGAAAUCAGAGAAGCACGGAGAAAUGAGCCAGACCGAAACAACGGAAAAGGUAAAGAUCAUAAUGAACUUUAUAAUGAAAAUAAUACUGACAAAGAGAGAACGGAUAAAACGCAUGAUGCAAAAAGAUCGGGAAUAUGGCAAAGGAAAUAUUCUAAAGAAAUGACACUGGUUUUAGAAACCGAAGAUAUUGAGGGUGUAAAUGCAAUGAAACUAAUUAAAGAAAUAGAGAAAGUUGUAGGGCCUGGAAAACUCUCGGCUCUGAGACCCAGGCCAAAUAAGCAAUAUGAGGCAACUUUUGAAAAUUUAGAAGAUUGUGACCUGCUUGAAGAUGGAGGUUUACUUUUCGAUGGAAUAAGGGUGGAUGUUAAAAGGCUGUGCAGAACCGAGGUAAUGGUCUCUUUUCUCCACUUGCCCCCAUACACAACAGACGCAGAAGUGCUGGAAAAACUAAUUAAGUGGGGAGUCGAACCCAUCCUCCCCCUAAGGCGGCGUUACUACCCGGGCACGUCAGUGGCAGAUGGCACACGUUAUAUUAAAGUCAGAUUCCCAAAAGAAGUAGCAUCGUUGCCCUACAGUGCGAGGUUCGAUACACCUGACGGGCCUCAGUACUGUAGGGUAAUCCAUGACCGGCAGGUGAAGCUAUGUUGACUGUGCCUACAACCGGGGCACAU
Messenger RNA from Clupea harengus (Atlantic herring), 1219 nucleotides. RefSeq lists its product as uncharacterized. The transcript has 2 exons. Bases 168 to 1196 code for a protein of 342 amino acids. NCBI's taxonomy places the organism in Eukaryota, Metazoa, Chordata, Actinopteri, Clupeiformes, Clupeidae. The record is from RefSeq and is a predicted model, not a curated record.